AAACACAGAACCCUAGCUAGGUGUCGCCUGAGAAUGUCGACGUGGCGGAUAUUUCCCGACGAUCGAAACGAUUUCCGAUGGGAAAACGCCGUUCAACAGCUCCGAUUGGAAGAAUUCUCUCCCGCUGUGGCUGAAGACUCUCGUCGCUUUCCUUCCAUGGCGGAUCUAUUGCUUCUAGGUUCUUCGAAGUUAUUGGAGAAUAGGAAGAGCAAUGUGGAGGAGGAGCAGCCGACUUUCCGAACGGGGUUGGGGAAAUCUGUGGAGGUGAAGCACUCGUCAAUCGCCAGAGCACGUUCUGUUCUUGGUGACCUGGAUUACACGUUGAUUGAUUCUGGCCACUUGGAUGGGAGAGAAAAGGUAUCUGCUUCAUUUACACAAAUAUCUAACAUGAACUCGAUGGAAUCAGCUGUUAUGUCAAAGUCUGUGUUUCAUAGUGCAUCAGAAAAUGAUGUUCAUAUGAAAAAUUCCAUGUUUCAGACGGGAUUAGGAAAAACAGUCAGUAUAUCGUCCGCUGGCUUACUUAGGGCAAAAACUCUGUUAGGCCUAGAUGGAAAUUGUGAUCAAGAACAGAGACAGAAACAAUCAAUUUCUUCUGAGCUCCUUUCUUCAGCCAAUCCAUCUCAUUUGGACACCCAGAAACUGAGUAAAUUGAAUUUCAGUAGUUCCACCAAGGCGGGGGCAUAUCCUAGAGUGAAGUCUAGUACUCAUCCAAAUGAAUCCAUGAAUUUUCCGGAAUGCAUGACUGCUGCUGCUUCUGAACUUCCACAAGUCAAAUUUCAAACUGCUGGGGGAAGAUCCAUAUCAGUUUCCAGUGAUGCAUUGCAACGAGCUAAAAACUUGCUAGGAAACCUUGAGGUUGAUUCAUUUUUAAAUGAAGCAAGCACAGCCAAUCCACUGUUCUCAGUAAUUGAUGGAAAACCAAGUUGUUUAUCUAAUAAAAAAGAUGACUUUACUUCACCGUUUCUACACCACCAAGCAAUAGAAAAUGGUGGUCAGCCCUUGAGAAAUUUUUCAUCCUCCCCUAGUUCAAGUUCGUACAAGAGAAACUCAUUUGGUAAGUCUGAGAGGCUACAACCAGGAAAUAACUUGAUUGCACAGUUUGAUGCGGAGGCAGCAGGCAACUCUUGUAAAAGGCAUUAUAAUGGAUUUACUGGAGAGAGAAAGCCCCCUAAGAAAAAAUCAUGCUCAAACAUGGAUGGUUUGGAAUUUGCAAUUCUGCCAAAGAGUGAUCCCUCAAAGGGGUCAUCCAAUACAGCUUUGGUGGAUAUAUCAAAUACUAUGAAUAUAGAUAAUAAGCAAUAUUCUGUAGAGAAGAAAAGACUUCGAGGGAUUAGUUCUGUUUCUCCAUUCAAGAAGCCUCGCAGUUCAUUUGUCACCCCGUUAAAGAAAACUAACUUGUCAGAUACUAAUGUUUUGUCUAGGCCGGCACCAAAAGAGUCCCCGUGCAAACAAAGGGUUUCCUUGAGAUACCCUUCUCAGCGUCUGCGGGUUUAUCUUAAAGAAUACUUUUCACAGCCUCCACUGCAAGAAAAGUUGGGUAACUUGCCAGAAUAUGUGAAGAGUAUGAACCCAGUUGCUGCUGAAAGUUUUACAAUACGGAAUGAAACAUCUUCAGAAUGUAUUGGGCCUGAGGCUUUCUACACAAUGCUAUUGCAGUCAGGAGCUUCUAUCCAACACAUGACCAAAGAGUGGGUCACAAAUCACUAUAAGUGGAUCAUAUGGAAAUUGACCUCCUAUGAAAGAAGCUAUGCUGAAAAGUUUUCUGGAAAACUGUUGACCGUCUCUAGUGUGCUUGAGGAAUUACUGUACAGGUAUGAAAGAGAAGUAAAUCACGGACAUAGAUCCUUAAUCAAAAAAAUGUUAGAUGGUGAUGUACCACCUUCUUCAAUGAUGGUACUUUGCGUUUCCUCUGUCUGUGAAGAUCACGACCCACAGUGUGGAAAUCAGUCUGUUCCCCAGGAAGGUGGCUAUGUUAAUGCGUCAAGAAUAGAGUUGACUGAUGGAUGGUAUGCUGUGAAAGCUCUGUUGGAUGAACAGCUAUCCCAGAAACUUGCUUCAAAGAAAUUGUUUCUGGGCCAGAAGAUCAGGAUAUGGGGAGCCAAACUGUGUGGGUGGCUUGGGCCUGUUUCACCCUUUCAGGCAUCAUCGACUACAAGUUUGUUAUUGCACAUAAAUGGUACUUACAGAUGUCAUUGGGCUGAAAGAUUAGGACUAUGCAAGCGUGCUGGUGAUCCAUUGGCAUUCAGAUGCAUCAAGGGGAAUGGAGGGGUGGUCCCCAGCACUUUGGUGAGGGUCACAAGGACCUAUCCAGUUCUUUAUAGGGAGAGGUUGAGUAAUGGAAGUUUUGUCGUGAGGUCUGAGAGGUUGGAGGCUAAAGCUCUGCAGUCAUUCAACCAGAGGCGUGAUCUUGUUGCUGAAGGAAUCAUGUCCUCGUUUCAAAGGGAAACAGAAUUUGAUGUUGGGGAUGACCAUGAACUUGAAGAGGGGGCCAAACUUAUGAAGUUACUUGAAACUGCUGCUGAGCCAGAGGUUCUCAUGGCUGGGAUGAGCUCAAAAGAACUAGCUGCUUUUGCUUCUUACAAAGCUAAGCUGCAGGCAAUGAGGCUGUCAGAAAUCCAAAAAGCGAUUGAGAAAGCUGUGCAGGAUGCUGGGCUUGGGGAGAGAGAGACCACUCCAUUUUUGCGUCUUAAAGUGGUCGGUUUGAUGAAAAAGGGUCAACAAGAGUGCAGUCCACUGAAAGGCUUGGUUACUAUAUGGAAUCCAACUCAGAAACAGACAAUGGAGCUGCAAGAAGGGCAGGCAUAUGCUGUUGGAGGUCUUGUACCAUCUAGCUCCGAUUCAGGCAUCCUUUACCUACAAACAAGAGGGUCAACUAGUGAUUGGUUACCAUUGUCCCACAGGAUAAUUGAACAAUUUGAGUCAUUUUUCGUCCCACGUUCAUCAACUACAAUAUCAUGUUUGGGAAGAGUUCCUCUCUCCAGUGAGUUUGACAUGGUGGCUCUCGUUGUGUAUGUGGGAGAGGUGUAUAGACAAGGUCACCAGCAAAGGCAGUGGGUAUUUGUGACCGAUGAAUCUGCAGCUGAGCUUUUCUUGGAGGGAUCACCAGAUGUACUACUGGCCAUCAACUUUUGCUUACCCUACGUUGAAUUUGAUUCAUCUGUGCCAAUGAACUCCAGUGUUGCUGGAUCCGUGGUGGGAUUCUCUAAUCUCACGAAGAGACCAAGAGAUCAAGUAAAUGGCUUGUGGGUUGCUGAAGCUACAGAAAAUUCAGAUUAUUUUCUUAGUUACGAUAAUGGAGUUCGCAGGCAUCUAAAAGAUGCUGCUGCCUCAGUCGCAAAGUGGGCAACUCCCCCGAACCCGAUAAUCGAGAAGCUCAAGGAAAGAGUUCUUUCCAUAAUCAGAAAAUCCAAAACUUAGAUGCUGACACGAUCUAUUUAAGCUCUUUGAUGUAGUAUUGAUUUUUAAUGCUGCAUGCAAAUAUAUAUGCUAGUAGCUGAGAUCUAGUGUAUGAUUUUGGGAUGUCUGUUUUUGAACUGGUUACUAGAUCAAAAGCUUAUAAAUAUGUGGUCAAUUUCAGUAGUUAAAA
Salvia hispanica is the source of this 3586-nucleotide messenger RNA. Its product is annotated as protein BREAST CANCER SUSCEPTIBILITY 2 homolog B-like. The record is from RefSeq and is a predicted model, not a curated record. Lineage: Eukaryota; Viridiplantae; Streptophyta; Magnoliopsida; Lamiales; Lamiaceae. Gene Ontology annotation, biological process: regulation of DNA-templated transcription; double-strand break repair via homologous recombination.